GAGCAAUUAGUUCAGUCCAUAGACAGCCUCGCAGCAGCCAGCCUGUCUGGGGUGCUGCUUCCGAUGACGAGCAGCGAAGCGGUUCCAGUUUUACGAACUCUCUUUGGCGUCUGGGCUUUUCGAAGAACUUUCGGCAGCGGCUGGUAGGAGUUUGGGACUGCGAGGCUUUGGCUUUCGCCGAGCGGGUGGCUGGCUGGCUAGCUCCGGGCGUUUUUCUUUCUCCUCUCCCGUCUCGAGAGGUCGCCCCCCUUCUCUUGCCUCGGCGUUUCUUCGUCCGGACCCCGCUCCUCUUCCUCCUCCAUCUUCUCCUCCUCCCACCCUGACCAUGGGCUUCGAGCUAGAUCGCUUCAACGGAGACGUGGACCCGGACUUCAAGUGUAAUCUGUGCAACAAAGUUUUGGAAGAUCCGCUCACGACUCCCUGCGGUCAUGUGUUUUGUGCCGGCUGCGUCUUGCCCUGGGUCGUCCAGCAGGGCAGCUGCCCGGUGUUGUGUCAGAGGAUCUCGACGAAGGAGCUGAACCACGUUCUGCCCCUCAAGAGCCUCAUCCUCAAGCUGGACAUCAAGUGUGACAAUCACGGCCGGGGCUGCGAGCGGGUGGUCCAACUACAGCAGCUGAGUGACCACGUCGAGAUGUGCGACUUCUCCCCGGCCCGUUGCCGGAAUAAGGGGUGCAACGAGGUCCUAAACCUCAAAGACAUGGACAGCCACAUGCGGGAGAGCUGCGAGGCUCGGCCCGUGGGCUUGUGUGAGCAGGGCUGCGGCUUGGUGCUGACCCACCGGGAACAGCGAGCGGGCGCGCAUUGCUGCUUCCAGGCGCUCAAAGCGCACAACGGCGCGCUGCAGGCAAAGGUGGCCGGCCUGGAGAAGGAGCUCAAGAAGGAGGCCCUGAGGGUGGGCAAGCGGGAGAAGUCGCUGGUGGCCCAGCUCGCAGCCGUGCAGCUAGAGCUACAGAUGACAGCGCUGCGCUACCAGAAGAAGUUCACCGAGUACAACGCCCGCCUGGACUGUUUGAGCCGCAGCGUCGCCUCCCCGGUCAGCAAGGGAGAAGAAACGAAGACACUAACGCUUGUUCUUCAUCGUGAUUCUGGCUCUCUGGGAUUUAAUAUUAUUGGUGGCCGGCCAAGUGUGGACAAUCAAGAUGGUUCUUCCAGUGAAGGAAUUUUUGUUUCAAAAAUAGUUGACAGUGGGCCAGCUGCUAAAGAAGGAGGGCUGCAAAUUCAUGACCGGAUUAUUGAGGUGAAUGGAAAAGACUUAUCCAAGGCAACCCAUGCUCAGGCCGUGGAAGCAUUCAAAACAGCAAAAGAGCCCAUCGUGGUGCAGGUCUUAAGGAGAACACCACGCACAAAAAUAUUCACACCUUCUCCUGAGUCUCAGCUGGUAGACAUGAGCACCCAAACUGAUAUCACCUUUGAGCAUAUCAUGGCUCUGACUAAAAUGGGAUCUCCUACCCCACCAGUCAUGGAUUCCUAUCUGUUGCCAGAAGAGCAUUCAUCAACCCAUGAAUACUUUGAUCCAAAUGACUACAUGGGAAGCAUUCAUCAAGAAAUGGACAGAGAUGAGCUUGAAUUAGAGGAAGUAGACUUAUAUAGACUGAAUAGCCAAGACAAACUUGGGCUCACUGUGUGUUACAGAACAGAUGAUGAGGAUGACAUUGGUAUUUACAUAAGCGAGAUUGAUCCCAACAGCAUUGCUGCAAAAGACGGUCGCAUACGAGAGGGAGACCGCAUUAUUCAAAUUAAUGGCAUAGAGGUACAAAACCGAGAAGAAGCAGUAGCACUUCUUACUAGUGAAGAGAGUAAGAAUGUCUCCUUACUUGUAGCAAGACCUGAAAUCCAGCUGGAUGAAGGCUGGCUGGAUGAUGAUAGAAAUGAUUUUCUGGAUGAUUUGCACAUGGAUAUGCUGGAGGAACAACAUCACCAGGCAAUGCAGUUUACUGCAAACAUACUUCAGCAGAAAAAGCAUGAGGAGGAUGGAGGAACCACCGACACCGCAACCAUAUUAUCUAACCAACAUGAGAAGGACAGUGGCGUGGGACGCACUGAUGAGAGUACUCGAAAUGACGAAAGCUCGGAGCAAGAGAACAAUGCUGAUGAUCACACCACAUCUUCCACCAUCUUAGGGAGUCAGCAGAAGCAAAUGUACAGCCAGGACACCCUGGGAAGCGGAGAUGUGCCAUUCAGCAAUGAAUCCUUUAUCUCAGCCGACUGCCCCGACACUGAUUUCCUGGGGAUCCCAGUGGAAGAGUGUGAGCGGUUCCGGGAGCUCCUGGAAUUAAAAUGUCAAGUGAAGAGCACCAACCCCUACAGCCUCUACUAUCCCAGCGGUGCCCUGGAAAUGAAUAAAAGUGACCAUGAGAGUGUGGACCGCGAGCUGGAGAUGCUGAAUGAGGAACUGCGCACUAUAGAAAUGGAGUGUCUGAAUAUCGUGAGAGCUCACAAAAUGCAGCAGCUCAAAGAGCAGUACAGAGAGUCCUGGAUGCUCCACAACAGCGGGUUCCGCAACUACAACACCAGCAUUGAUGCCCGGAGGCACGAGCUCUCAGACAUCACCGAACUCCCCGAGAAGUCAGAUAAAGACAGCUCGAGCGCGUACAACACAGGCGAGAGCUGUCGGAGCACCCCCCUGACCCUGGAGAUCUCCCCCAAUAACUCACUGCAUCGAAUUGCAGAAAGCAUGGGCUGCCAAGGUAACGAAGGGGCAAUGAGCAGUGGCGCAGCAAGCAAGGCAACCCAGAAGAACCUGCUAGCCAUUACCGAGAGUCAGGACACCGACGAAGUCAAGUAUGGCCCCUCUCCCAAGGAUCUCGACCUUAGCAAGCAGCUGGAAAACAAAGACCGAAAAACCAGUGAUGGAGGCAAAAGUCCCACUCAGGCUCCAAAAUUUGGGGGCUCCUACCUUUCAUCUUACCACAACUCUCCCUAUAAACAUGCUCACAUCCCUGCUCACGCCAAGCAUUACCAGAGCUACAUGCAACUGAUCCAGCAGAAAUCCGCAGUAGAGUAUGCCCAGAGCCAGAUGAGCCUGGUGAGCAUGUGCAAAGACUUGAAUUCCUCCAACCAAUCAGAACCCAGAAUGGAAUGGAAAGUGAAGAUAAGGAGCGAUGGAACCCGCUACAUCACCAAGAGGCCCGUCAGAGACAGGCUGUUGCGAGAACGAGCCCUCAAGAUCAGAGAAGAACGGAGUGGCAUGACAACUGACGAUGACGCCAUCAGUGAAUUGAAGAUGGGCCGUUACUGGAGCAAAGAAGAACGCAAACAGCAUGUAGUGAAGGCCAAGGAGCAAAGGAGAAGGCGUGAGUUCAUGAUGCAGAGCAGGUUGGAUUGUUUGAGAGAGCAGCAAGGGGCAGAAGAAAAGAAGGAAAUGAAUAUCAUUGAACUAAGUCACAAAAAAAUGAUGAAGAAAAGAAACAAGAAAAUCUUUGACAAUUGGAUGACAAUUCAAGAACUACUAACCCAUGGCACAAAGUCGCCCGACGGCAGUAGGGUGUACAAUUCCUUCUUAUCAGUGACCACGGUAUAAUUUCCAUUGCUGCAUUCUGUACAUAAGAACACUACCACUGGAGUAGAGAUUCCCUGCCUCGUUCAAUGUGGCAAGUUUUUGUAUAUAAGAUACAUACCAGGCAUUAUGUUUAUAGUUAAAUCACUGCACUUCAAACCAUGGGUGUCACGGCUCUCUUUUAACUGGAGAAAAUCCACCCUUAAUGUCUUUGAUGGAAUAGUUAACAAGCCAGAGCUUUUGGAAAUGCUGACUGUACUUUUUUUACUUGUUGCCUUUUACAUAGUGCUUAAAUUUCAGAAAUCCUAUUAACCAUUCUUACUCAGAUUUCUUUAACCUAUAUUCAUAUUUGCAGAGUUAUACGUGCUUUCUUCUGCCUAAGACACAAGUGCAACUGCCAGUGUAUUUUUAGGAAUUCCUCUUUUGUAACGUUACUUUGCUGUGUGUAUUUGGUACACGUGGCCACUAGCAAUAUGUAGAACUAAGUUUUGGCUCAGAAUCUUGGAACUCCUUUUGGUCGAGCUGUUGUUCUGUAACUGAAUAUUAACUCACCUAUCCAACCAGCAAUGUUUUUAGACGUGUGAUUCACAUUUAAACGUGUUUCUUUUUAAGGUUUCUAAGGAAGUAUCUAGGUUUAACAGAAAGGGCCUGAAGCAAGAGUAGCCUGCAGCUUUAGAAGAGUUAAAAGCAUGUUUGCAAAUGUUGCAGUCUGUUGAAAGAAUUUGCAUGUUCAAGGAAUUUGUUGAUAUGACAGAUUGUGUAAUUUUAAGUGCUCAUUGUAGUAACUGUUCGCUUUGUAGAUUUGAAUGUACUGAAUUUAAAAAAAAAUCAUGAAAUCAUGAUUAGUUACCAACAUGGAUAAGAUGAGGUAAAAGUAAAUUAUUUUCUAUUUGACAUGUUUUGAAACGAUUCCUCACCAGUCAUUUUCUUGGGUACAUGUUAAA
This is a messenger RNA of Tachyglossus aculeatus (Australian echidna), 4440 nucleotides long. It is a transcript of the gene PDZRN3, whose product is annotated as PDZ domain containing ring finger 3. NCBI's taxonomy places the organism in Eukaryota, Metazoa, Chordata, Mammalia, Monotremata, Tachyglossidae. Gene Ontology annotation, molecular function: ubiquitin protein ligase activity; protein binding. The transcript has 10 exons. Bases 326 to 3520 code for a protein of 1064 amino acids. Gene Ontology annotation, biological process: protein ubiquitination; neuromuscular junction development. The record is from RefSeq and is a predicted model, not a curated record. Gene Ontology annotation, cellular component: neuromuscular junction.